Didymodactylos carnosus is the source of this 3589-nucleotide messenger RNA. NCBI's taxonomy places the organism in Eukaryota, Metazoa, Rotifera, Eurotatoria, Philodinida, Philodinidae. The record is from the annotation of a GenBank genome assembly.
GAGUGGGAAAAUACUUUGCGGAAGGAAACGAAAAGGAAAGAAUGAAACAAGAGUUGCGCAAUAACAGAAUUGCGCAAGAAAGAUACAAGAGCAGAAUGGAGAGAGAAUGAACCUUAUGAGCUGCCGGAGAAGGCAGAUCAUAACAGCCGACGGUCUAUGAGAUGGAAGCGCGUGUGUUUGCUUUUUAGUGUGGCAGCCUGCAUUAUUUUCUCGAAUUGAAACGGUGUGAUCUUACGCAUCACCUUACGUUGCUUUGCUCGAGAAAGAAAAUUUUCAUUUUAGGUUAACAUAGUGUUUGAUGGAAAGAUAUUAGUUUUAGCAUUUUUAUGAAGAUUAGUUUGCUGAAGUCGGGGCGUUGGGGUCCUCCUAGCUUUCUGAAGUCUUGCUACCACUGUGCACGGCGUAUUAGAUGUACUCUUUAAUGGAUUGAGACCUUUGUAGUAAUAACUCGCUUGGAGCAUUAGUAAAGCUUGAGAAUCGACUUGUGCGAUUCUUUCGUGUAUACUUAAUGAACAUCAUCUUGUACAACAUAUAUUGCAAAAGUAAUAGCAAUAAUGUGAAACGCUGUUGGACCAUGUUGGCGACUUCUAAACCAAUCAAACCUUCUUUUUUUGGUUUGUACGAAUUUGUACGAUUGGACGUAUUUCUGACAAAUAACGCAAAAAGAAUUGAGUUCAUGCAUGAUUUCUGAAGAUGGCGGCUGAUUUUCUUGGAAAGUGGUAGCUUUGCAAGAGACUCGAUUUUACAAAAAAAUUCAGGUUUAAAAUGUUUUUGAUUAAAGAGUCAAGAACGGAUCUAGAACUUUUACCAAUGUUGAUAUCGAUAGAGCUAUUGAUUCGCUACAUUUUGGUGUAUUUUUUGUUCGAGUUUCUUAAACAAAGCCGUUUGUUAACAUUCUGAGGGUGUUAUUUCUAAAGAAGAUCGUUAUUUUUUCAUCAAUAAAUAGUCCAAAGUUUUCAGGUCAACACGGAGUGUCCUAAGAUCGGGAGAUUUUGCACCAAGGUCCGUAUGUCACACGGCCGCUCCCCCCCUCUUUUUUCACCUUGGUGCCAAAUGCGGAGCACAUGUCCAAUCGAGCUCAAAUUCUUAUCGGAGAUAGAAGAGCGAAAAAAAAAUCGAUUUAUUUUUCCUCAGAAUUUUGUGGCAUGAUCUUCUAUGGGUUUUCUGGAAAACUCCAGUUUUCAUCCAGUCACAUUAUCACUCCUCGAAAAAAUGGUCCGAUCGAGUCGAAAUUUUUACCACAGAUACUCCAGAUCCUAUCUCAGAAUGAAUGCUGAUAAGUAUUUUCCGUAUAUCUCGAACACGAAAGCAUAUUUUUCAAAAACAAAUUUUGUCAUUCUGAGAUAGGAUCUAGAGUAUCUGUGGCACAAAUUUCGACUUGAUCGAACCAUUUUUUCGAGGGGUGAUAAUGUGACUGAAUGAAAACUGGAGUUUCCCAGAAAACCCUUAAUACAGAUAAACUGAACGAAGAAGUGGAUAGGACCUUCAACUCAGCUCGACCACAUCCUAGACUAGCCUUGUGCUUUCGGUUAUCUCUAUUUUGGUUUUUACUCCUGAAGAAAUACGCUGUACUCGGCAUUAUAUAGUUACGAUACCAACAACAUACACUUUAUUAAAACUUAAGAGUUUUCGACUGAUAACUGGAAUCAUCAUAUACAUAAAAGCGCCGCAUAAGAAUUUUAAACGCACGCGACGUUGUGUACUUAAUAUACAUUCUCUUAUUUUAUUUUUUCCAAAAAUCCUUGUUUUCGUUUCUGUUCUUAUAUAUUCUGAACUUCGAAACACUGCAAUAAGUCACCAAACGUAAGCUCGCGUACUCUAAAUAAAAUAUUUCUUGUUAAUCGUGUACAGAUUAUUCUGGCUUACCUCAGCCUUAUAUCAAUAAAUGCAGCUGGCAUAACACCAACGACAGGGACGAGCUCAACGACAAACGCCCCAGUCCGUCACUUCCCUUUCUUGAUCUUGAACCUCUGAAGAAUUCUGUCCGUCAAAAUCGGAAAUUUUGAUCAAAUGAUUAUUAACAGCUUAAUAACUAACAUUAUUUGUUCUAACGUACUCUUCCCGCGAUGAACACGUGCAGUUGGGUGAAUUAAGCUGAAUGCAAUGUUUUAUAGCUGAAACGUGGAAAAGGUUUUUCUUUUAGAUGCUUCAAGCACAAGAAUCGCAGCUCUACUGACCAGUACUGUCGCAUCCAAAGUCACUACAUGUAUGAACGCAAAACAUAAUUGUAUUCAAGAUUGUCUCGUUUGCUCUCGUUCUAGCUAAGCAAGACACAACCGUUGUGACCACGGUAACAUCUACUGCUGUCACCACAUCGCUGCCUAAUCAAGACACAGCCGUUAUGACCACGGUAACAUCUACUGCUGUCACCACAUCGAUACGUAAGUUGCACUUCGCAUUACAUAUGAAUAUGUCUAAGCAAGGCACAACCGUUGUGACCACGGUGGCAUCCGCGGCUGGCACCACAUCGCUGACUAAGCAAGACACAACCGUUGUAACCACGGUGGCAUCCGCUGCUGGCACCAAAUCGCCGCGUAAGUUGUGCUUCGCAUUACAUAUGACUAUGUCUAAGCAAGACACAACCGUUGUGACCACGGUGGCAUCCGCUGCUGGCACCACAUCGCUGCCUACGCAAGACACAGCCGUUGUGACCACGGUGGCAUCCGCUGCUGGCACCACAUCGCUGCCUAAGCAAGACACAACCGUUGUGACCACGGUGGCAUCCGCUGCUGGCACCACAUCGCUGCCUACGCAAGACACAGCCGUUGUGACCACGGUGGCAUCCGCUGCUGGCACCACAUCGCUGCAUGUAUGUUCAAAUGGAACAUGGAAUACCACAGCAACAACAGUUGCUAGCUCUGGACUCAAUACACCAAUUGGUUUUUAUUUGGAUAAAAUACACCAGAUAAUGUAUAUUACUGAUUAUGGGAAUAAUCGUGUUUUACAAUGGACCGUUGGUCAACCAAGUGGAACUGUUAUUGCAGCAGGAAGUCAGUUCCAUUCUAUCACCGGCGUAGCCGUUGAUUCAACGGGCAAUGUAUAUACUAGUGACUCAAAUUUAAAUACUAUACUCAAAUUUCCACCGGGGUCCGAUGAAACAACAGUGGGUAUGGUCGUUGACACAGUGAGCGGACCGCAGAAUCUCUUUGUCGAUACAAACGAUGAUUUAUAUGUAUCAGACACGUAUAAUAGUAGAGUAUUAAAAUAUCCGCAGCGCAAAACUCCAUAUCAAAUUGUCGCAGGAAAUGGUACUGUUGGUUCAGAUUUAAAUACACUGAAUUUCCCAAUCGGUGUUUAUGUCGAUCCAAGUGGAAAUCUCUAUGUGACCGAUUAUGGAAAUAAUCGUGUUCUGCGUUUUCCACCUGGAUCUAGUAAUACAACAAAUGGAACAGUGGUUGCGAGCGGAUUGAAUGGUCCAAGAGAUACGAUCGUGGAUCAAUGUGGAACUAUAUACGUGACGGAUUCUGGGAGCAAAACAGUACAACGUUGGUUAGCUGGUGCAUCAAGUGGUGAUACAAUUCUUGGUACCAUCGGGACUUCAUUUUCGCCAGAGGGAAUUGCAAGUAUAACAACAUCGACGUCUAUAUGA